This is a messenger RNA of Humulus lupulus (European hop), 1551 nucleotides long. RefSeq lists its product as uncharacterized. Lineage: Eukaryota; Viridiplantae; Streptophyta; Magnoliopsida; Rosales; Cannabaceae. The record is from RefSeq and is a predicted model, not a curated record. The transcript is spliced from 5 exons. Bases 1 to 1551 code for a protein of 516 amino acids.
AUGGGUACACAGUCUGACCCUAGGAGGUGGUGGCGAUCAGUUUUAGAUUUUUGUACUCAAAAUGUUGACGAUGGAGACUCAGAUGGUAUAUGUUAUGAGGAGGAGUUACACGAAUUGAAGUCAGAUGAUGAGUUUGACGCUGGUAAAAAUUCUAAAGAAUUCAACCCAAAAACCAAAAUGCAAAACUUCCAAUUUGUUCUUGGCAUGGAAUUUGCCACUGUUACAAUUUUAAGGAAUGCAAUAAGGAAGUACUUUAUUGAAGGUGAUCGAGAAUAUGUAUUUAUUACCAAUGAUUCAAAUAAAGUUAGAGUUAAGUGCAAGGGUGCAAACUGUGAAUGGAUGUUGUUUGCUUCAAUAGUUAACAAAACAGAUGGCAAGACAAUGAGGGUCAAAACACUUGUUGACAAGCAUAGUUGUGACAUUGUUUUGGACAAUAAAAAACUGACCUCAACUUGGCUUGCAAAGCACUUUUUGGAGCAAUUUAGGCUAAAUCCAAGUAUGGAAUACACUGCAUUUAGGGAGAUAACUGCAAAGACCAAGUACUCACGUGUGUCUAGCUGGACAUUUUACAGAGCCAAGACAAAAGCAAGGAAGAUGUUGGAAGGGUCUGUCAAGGAACAAUGCACCAUUCUUGAUGAUUACAGUAAAAGGUUGUUGGCUACCAAUCCUGGCUCUACUGUGAAGUUGAAAACUGAUUUGGUUAAUGGGAGAAGGACAUUUCAGCGAUAUUGUAGGGGCAUUUUAUUGGCUGCAGUAGGCAUUGACGGUAAUAACUCCAUGUUUCCCAUUGCUUACUGUGUUGCUGAAAAGGAAAACACUAAGGUUUGGACUUGGUUCUUGGAGCUAUUGAAGGAUGAUCUCAGGAAUUUGAGUCCUACCAAGGUGACAAUGAUGAUAGCUAAUACUACAACACAAGUUGAGUUUGCUCGAGCAAUGCAAGAAGUCAAGGAUGUCUCGGAUGGUGCUUACAAUUGGCUGGCAGGGAAGAACCACACAGAAUGGCGUAAGUCACAUAUUUCAGAGUACCCAAAAUGUGACAUUUUGGUGAAUAAUUUGUGUGAGAGUUUCAAUGCAGCCAUACUUGAUGCUCGCGACAAUCCAAUUAUAACUUUACUAGAGAAAAUUAUAUUUUGGUUGAUGUCUCGGUUUUAUAACAAAAAAGCUGAGUUGGAGAAGAUGACUCAACCUGUGGGGAAGAGAAUUUUGAAGAUAAUUGAGAAGCAAAAAGAGAGUGUGCAUCCUAUGCCUAGUCCAGAUAUGUGGCCUCAGACAGGACUCAACCCAAUUGAUCCACCACUUGAGACGAAGCUGCCUGGAAGACCUAAGAAAGCUAGGAGAAGGGAGACAGAUGAACCUCCACCUGCUUUAAAGAAAGCUCGAAGAACUGGACAAGUUAAAACAUGCAGUAAUUGUCUGAAAACAGGGCACAGGAGAGAAACAUGCAAAUCUGCUAAGGUGGUUGAGAAUCGUGUGGUCAAAAAGAGAGGUCGUCCACCACUGCAGAAACCAACUGAAGCCACACUUUUAAGGAAGGAAAGAAUGCUGAAAUAA